Messenger RNA from Ipomoea nil (Japanese morning glory), 681 nucleotides. RefSeq names its product EG45-like domain containing protein. The transcript has 3 exons. Lineage: Eukaryota; Viridiplantae; Streptophyta; Magnoliopsida; Solanales; Convolvulaceae. The record is from RefSeq and is a predicted model, not a curated record. The coding region runs from base 76 to 495 and encodes 139 amino acids.
GUCGUUUCGUUUCUUCUCCCUUUCUCCAUAGCCAGCCACCUUUAACUUUACUGUUUGCUCGCUUGUCAAUCAUUCAUGGAGGCGGCCAUCUACCUUCAAGUUAUCAGAAUCACUGUUAUAGUUUUAUUAGCCUUAUUCUCUCCGAAACCAAACCUAGUUGUCCUCGGAGACAUAGGCACAGCAACAUCUUAUAAUCCCCCAUAUUCACCGACUAGAUGUAACGGGAAUAGGGUGGAUCAGUUCCCGGCGGGGAAUCUAUUCGUGGCGGUGAGCGAGGGGCUGUGGGAUAACGGGGCGGCAUGCGGGCGGCGGUACAGGCUGAGCUGCCUUAGCGGUAACAACCGGCCAUGCAAGGGCGACGCCAUAGACGUCAGGGUGGUGGAUUUUUGCUCAAAAAGGCCAUGCCCUUCCACUAUACUUUUGUCCAAAGAUGCUUUUUCUCAAAUCUCUCAUUCUCCCCAUGCCAAAAUCAACAUCGAAUACAUAGAGAUUUAGCUGCUGAUGAAUUGGAAGAUUAAUGCCGCAGUUCGGAUUCUACGUUAAAGAAUUUGACUAAAGUAGAAUUAUUGUCCUUAGAAUAUGGAGCUAUAUUAUGGUAGCCAAUUUAGUACUAUACUUAAUUAGGUAGAUAGGUUUCGUAUUGUCUUAAUACAAUGAUAAGUUUAUCGCAUUGAAACCAAA